AAUGUUGUCACAAAAUUAUGAAGCAGAAGAUGAAGACAUCAUGCAGUGCUCUUCAGGAGAAAAUCGUAAUGUACAUCCAGGACUUCACAGUACAGACCUAUCAUAUAAUCCCCCUGUUCAUGAGGAAUCAUCUGACCAAUCACAGUUUGCUACCACAAGUGCUGGUCAGAAAGGGGGUGAAAGGUUUCAAAAGAUCACAAAAAGAUCAAUUCUUUCUACAGACAGAAGAAUUCGCACACCGCAGAAGCUGAUUUCAUGUCCAAAAUGUGGGAAAUAUUUUCCAUAUAAAUCAGCGCUUGUUCGACAUGAGAGAAGUCACACAAGAGAGAAGCCAUAUUCAUGUUCAGAACGUGGGAAACGGUUUACACUUAGAAAAACUCUUGUUAAACAUACGCUACGUCACACAGGAGAGAAGCCGUAUUCAUGUUCAGAAUGUGGGAAAUGUUAUAGUGAUAUCUCAACUCUUAAUAGACAUAAGAAAAUUCAUACAGGAGAGAAACCGUAUUCAUGUUCAAAAUGUUGGAAAUGUUUUACACAGAAAGCAAAUCUUGAGUCACAUGAGAGAAUUCACACAGGAGAGAAGCCGUAUUCAUGUUCAGAAUGUGGGAAAUGUUUUACACAGACUUCAAGUCUUAGUGCACAUCAGAGAAGACACAGAGGAGAGAAGCCGUAUUCAUGUUCAGAAUGUGGAAAAUGUUUUUCAGACAAAUACAAUCUUUUUACACAUAAGAGAAGUCACGGAGAGAAGCCGUAUUCAUGUUCAGAAUGUGGGAAACGUUUUACACUUAGACAAAGUCUUGUUAAACAUGCGCUAUUUCACACAGUAGAGAAGUCGAAUUCAUGUUCAGAAUGUGGGAAAUAUUUUACAGAUAAAUCGGAGCUUGUUAGACAUGAGAGAUGUCACAAAGGAGAAAAGCCGUAUUCAUGUUUAGAAUGUGGGAAAUGUUUUGCAAAGAAACUCUAUCUUAAUAGACAUGUGAAACUUCAUACAGGAAAGAAGCCGUAUUCAUGUUCAGAAUGUGAGCAAUGUUUUACGCAAAAAUCAGAUCUUGAUAGUCAUGAGAGAAGUCACAGAAGAAUAAGGAUACGAUCACAAUUCCAGAAUUUAGACUUUGAUUUCGAUUCCAAUUAACACCUUAACGACCCUGUACGAUAAUGCUCGUCCUAACUUGCAGGUACUAAGAUUAACGCGCUGCCCCACAUGCCCUGCUGUGCCAGCAUCGGUGAAAACAGCGAUACCGGCGGAUUAACCCCCUUUAUGCCGCGGUCACGCUGACUGCGGCAUACAGGGGGUUUGCGGCAGCUUGUACAUCCCCUUCAGGUUCCCGUGCUGGGGUGACGGGGACCCGAUGGUUGCUAUGGCAGCCCCGAUGCCUUGAACAGGCAUCAGGACUGCCAGCUACGGAAGCCCAAGAGAUCCAGCCCCAGGGCUGGGUCUCCUAGGCAACUGUAAGCAUCUUAAAGUGUAAGACACUGACCGUUCAAUAUAGCACAGUAUAGAUGUAUUGUGCUGUAUUGAAACAGGGAUCAGACCCUGAAAUGUUGAAGUCUCAUAGUGGGACAAAAAAAAAGUGAAAAAAAGAAGUUAAAAAAAAAAAAAAGUUUCAA
This is a messenger RNA of Bufo bufo (common toad), 1608 nucleotides long. Its product is annotated as gastrula zinc finger protein XlCGF17.1-like. Bases 2 to 1132 code for a protein of 376 amino acids. The transcript has a single exon. NCBI's taxonomy places the organism in Eukaryota, Metazoa, Chordata, Amphibia, Anura, Bufonidae. The record is from RefSeq and is a predicted model, not a curated record. Gene Ontology annotation, biological process: regulation of transcription by RNA polymerase II. Gene Ontology annotation, molecular function: RNA polymerase II cis-regulatory region sequence-specific DNA binding; DNA-binding transcription factor activity, RNA polymerase II-specific.